ACCUUCUAGAGCAGGCUCUAAAAGUCAAAUCUACCCUCUGAGACAGAUGAACAGGUAGAAGGAAAUCACAGGGCACUCUGGUCACUCACCAACUCUCUGGCCUAUUUUUAUCAUGUAAAUUAGAGGGGUUAGACUCUAGCUACAGCCAAGGAUCUGAGCCCAAUUUCUGCAGAGCACAAUAACCUUUGAUAAUUAUGGAUCAUGGCUUUCAAUCAUUAUUUGACAAUGCUCUGGCACCCCUUUGUGGUAGUAUAAAGGAAAGAAAUUAAAAGGAAUCUGGGCAGAAGCUUGGAGCCUUAAGGGAUAGAAAUUGGUAAAUGUUUACACUUAACACACAGAUUUCCUUUUGCUGGAGAUUGAGAAAACCAAAAGGGACAAGCUCCCCGGGCUUCUUUCUUACCCAAGCAUGUAGAAAGAAAUCGCUUUAGGAAAGAUCGCCAUGAAUCCCAAAGAAGACCCCAGCGAUAAGAAAGGGAGGAAGGACUUGGAGAAAUCCACAAGGCCCGACGCGGACAUGCACGGGAAGGUUUGGGACCAACAAGUGCAGGAGAACAGCUUGGAAGUGCUCGAGUCCCCAAAGCCGUGCCUGGACAAGGAGAUAAAAGCCGCUGAUGUGGAACCUGUCGACUUGUCUGCAGAGGAUUUCAAGAUCCAGAGCAGCGAGACCCUCUUCCAGGUGCUCCAGGACUAUGACAAUAAGGACCAGAAUGUGAGGGUGAGACAAGGAAGGUGGAAUGAGACCCUCAAGGAAGGGAACCAAAACCCGGAAAAGAUCCAGGGGCUCCAGCCAGUCGACUCCCAGAGCAAGGUGAGGCUGAGUGAUUCGGACCUCGAGCUCCUAGAAGAAGGGGCCCUGCCGCAGCCGAGGCCCCAGAGGAAGAGCAGCAUCUACAAGCUCAAGGCCGAGAGCUUGCUCAAACUGGCGGAUGAUUUCAAGAACAUGAAACUGGGCGUCGAGGAGGACAAGUCCCAACGAUCCUCCAAGAGUAGGCGCCCCAAGAGUUCCUGCAUCAAGAAGCCCGUGUCCUCCCACGACCCCGGAGAGAGGCCCUCCCAGAACCUCGCCGCCAAGGACAAAGCCAUGCGGCCCUCUAACUACGAGGACAACGGCAACGACGACAGCGACGAGGGCCCGUCGACCGGGACUAGCUGGAGAAGGUCAUCCAGUAAGGGCGGGAACCUCAAGCCUUUGCCUGUCAGCCCCCAGAAAGGCUCCCGGCGCGUCUCCGGGCCCAGCGCCUACGGCGCCUCCGGGUCCGGCUCCCAGGGAAGCUCCCGGCCCAGCUCCAGCUCCCGGCCCAGUUCCGGCUCACAGGGCAGCUCCGGGCCCAGCCCCUACGGCGCCUCCGCGUCUGGCUCCCAGGAAAGCUCCGAGCCCAGCUCCAGUUCUCAGGUGAGAUCCCAGUCCGGCUCCUACAGCGGCUCCGGGUCGGGCUCCUACGGCGGCUCCGGCUCUGGCUCCAAGGGAAAAUCCCGGCCCAGUUCUCACGGGGGAUGUCGGCCCGACUCCCGUCCCCCAAGCUUCGACUUGGACAGCUCAGAGUGGCCGUCCUCCUUCAGCUACUUCUCCCCACCCUCGAGUUCUUGGAUGAGCCCCCGUGUCUCCCAGGAAAUGCAGGGAGGCCAGAAGAAAGAGGCGUACUGCGACACUGCUUCAAAGCAGUUUUCUUCAGAUAUCUUAAGAGCCCACAAUGACUAUAGACGGAAACAUGGCUGCCCCCCAUUAAAACUCGACAAUAAAUUGAACCGUGAGGCACAACAGUAUGCAGAGGCACUGGCUACUACAAAGGUUCUCAAACAUAGCUCAGAAUCCAGUAGGGGAAAUUGUGGAGAAAAUCUAGCAUGGGCUUCCUAUGAUCAACCAGGACAAGAUGUAUCUGACAGAUGGUAUAGUGAAAUGAGAAAUUAUGAUUUUAAGAGUCCAGGAUUCACCCCAGAAUCAGGACACUUUACAGCAAUGAUAUGGAAGAACACAAAGAAGAUGGGGAUCGGAAAGGCUUUUGCAACUGAUGGUUCUUCCUAUGUGGUUGCCAGAUACUUUCCAGCUGGAAAUAUUGUCAAUCCCGGUUUCUUUGAAGAAAAUGUCCCUCGUCCUGCAAAGAAAUGAUUUUGAAAAUGCAAACAUUAAUUGUGGACUGCAGAGUGUAACAGUAAAAUGCCUAUGAAAUCUAAAGCUUGAUGCCCAUGUUUACCUGUCAUUUUUGACAGCACACACUCUAAUAGACAUUAUGAGUGUGAAUUGACUUAAGAGGCUUAAAAUAAGCAUUUAAUGAUCUGAUACAGCUACUUGGACUAUCAUUAUGUGAACUUUAUAUAAAAGAAAAAGAAGUAAUCAUUUCUUGUAACUUUUUUUAAAAAGCAAUUUGUUGUAUAUUUGCCUCCUAUAUACCAUGUCUAAAUUUUCAUUAUUUUGAAAACAACUGAAGUGUUAUGUUUAUCUUUAUGCAUAGUUUAGUAUUAUUGUUAAAAUAUUUAAAAUGAUAAAAAAAAUCAACAAACACCUUAUGGUUUAUUCACUUUAACUGAAAUUAAUUUUUGGUCUUAAAAUUUUGAAAACUUUGCAACAUGAAUUUUAUUAUCUUUGUAAAAAUUGAUAUGAUCUGAAAGCUAAUUGCAUUACUAGUGUGAUUUUAAAGAUACAAAAUCUGUGACACACUUUACUUCCUCUUAUAAAUCUCUAAACUUUUUAAAAAAGAAAAAGGUUUUAGAUUUCAGAAUACCAUCACAUUGGACAGUGUGAACAUUGGAUUUGGAUGAAUCCUGUGUUCGUGGCUAAAACCUAUCAUAUCAGCCCAUAUGUGUUGGCUUCCAUACUUUCCUAUUUCCAGACUCUGCACACCCUCCUCUUUGACACAAAUUAUAAUCCAUCAGUGACAACUCUCCUUGAGUUUUAGUGCCUUCACAAUUUAUCAUUUGAUAACUAACAUUUUACUUCCAAGCCACUUCACACCUAGCUAUACUGGGCUUGGAUAAUAGUUUGGCAAAACUUGCCUUCAAGAACCCAAGGUCACCUAAGUGCCCACAUAUCAGAAUAAGACUUUAGUGAAUGAUUAACAUGUAUACAAAUAUAUAAGUAUAUACAUACAUGCAUGUAGCAUAAAAAUUUUCAACAUGGUAAAAGAAACAUUCUUAUUCCCUAUCCACAAUUUCAUAUUUCUUUGAAUUUGACUUUGAUUUACUUAAACUUGGGCAAGCCUUUUAAAGAUGGACUUGGAUGAGUUCAGUGGAUUUGAAGGAUUAUAAACUAUAUCUUUGCAAUGGCCCCUGAAGUUAGCUAUCUCAAAACAGGAAAUGAGCAAAACUAAUAUUUCUGGCAGCUUUAUAGUAUUACAGAUGUGCUAAUACUGCCUCCAGGAAUUAUGUCAAACAUGCAUAGCUUAAAAGUUAUAAUAAAAACCACAUGUCCUUGAGAGAUUUUAGUACAGACAAUUUUGUGUUCUUUAGUUUCAUUCAUUAUUCAUAUUUGUGAAGUAUUGGCCUUAAGGUUAAAAUAUAUAUGCAUUUAUUGAGCAUCACAUAUAAUUCAAACAUUUUAGCUAAUUAAAAAGAGCAUUCCCCAGAGGGUGGAUAUAUUCUAGAAACUGAUGUCUACUAUUUCAGUCUUCUCUCCUUUGAAAAGCCAGCUGUAGAAUUUGAGACUGGCGUUUACAAGUUCCAACUUAGAGUAAGUUUGAGUAUAAACAAAUUCUAUUUACAGUGUUCUGAUGUCUUACAUUCUCCAAAUUGCAUAUUGGGGAUUUUUGUUUUGUUUUGUUUUUAACGCUAAUUCAUUAUUCCUAAUGUAAUCCAGGAAGUUAAUGUUAUGGAGAACAUUAGAAAAUAAACCAUAUUUUUCAUAUAAUACAUUA
This is a messenger RNA of Sarcophilus harrisii (Tasmanian devil), 3848 nucleotides long. RefSeq names its product GLI pathogenesis related 2 (gene GLIPR2). The record is from RefSeq and is a predicted model, not a curated record. Lineage: Eukaryota; Metazoa; Chordata; Mammalia; Dasyuromorphia; Dasyuridae. Gene Ontology annotation, cellular component: extracellular region. The transcript is spliced from 5 exons. Bases 440 to 2107 code for a protein of 555 amino acids.